GACGUGCCGGCGCCUAUAAGAGCCAGUGCGCUGCGGCCGGAGCCUAUUGUUAGCCGGAGCCGGGGCGGUUCUGGGCGUCUGCUGCCGGGGGCGCCCGAGUUGCCGGAGCCGCCCGGCCCUCUCUGCCUGCCGGCUGGGCUGCCCACCGCCCUCCCUCCCCGCCCUGCCGCCCUGGAAGCUCCCCGGCCGUCGCCGCGGGGCCCGGGACUCGCUCGCUCCUCCCUCCUUCCCACCCGGGCUAGGGCGGCGGCGGCAGCGGGGGCGGCAGAGACCAUCACGGGAGGAGGCAGCUGCGGCGGGGCCGGCCCAAACACGCAGCCAACUGCCACCCUUCCCUUUUAGGGCUGUGGUCUUGAUUCAUCCUUUUAAAGGGGUUGAGAGUGACAGUGUGACACACAAACUGUUCUUCAAAAUGAAAUGCUAGAAGUUAUCCCCACAAGACAACACUGUCCCCUUGUCCUGCAGUUUUCAGUUCAAGAAUCCUAAUGUACCUGGCUAGCUGGUGGUGAGCAGGGGCUUUGGGGCCAACUUGUUGGGCUCCCCAAGGAAACCCCUUUGAAACCAAUGGAUGCAUUCACGGGCUCGGGUCUCAAGAGGAAGUUUGAUGAUGUGGAUGUGGGCUCAUCAGUUUCCAACUCGGAUGAUGAGAUCUCCAGCAGCGAUAGUGCUGACAGCUGCGACAGCCUCAAUCCUCCUACCACUGCCAGCUUCACACCCACAUCCAUCCUGAAGCGGCAGAAGCAGCUGCGGAGGAAGAAUGUACGCUUUGACCAGGUGACUGUAUACUACUUUGCCCGGCGCCAGGGUUUUACCAGUGUGCCCAGCCAGGGUGGUAGCUCACUGGGCAUGGCCCAGCGCCAUAACUCUGUACGGAGCUACACACUCUGUGAGUUUGCCCAAGAACAGGAGGUGAACCAUCGAGAGAUUCUGCGUGAGCACCUGAAGGAAGAGAAACUCCACGCCAAAAAAAUGAAGCUGACCAAGAAUGGGACAGUGGAGUCGGUGGAGGCCGAUGGCCUGACGCUGGAUGAUGUGUCAGAUGAAGAUAUUGAUGUGGAAAAUGUGGAGGUGGACGAUUACUUCUUCCUGCAGCCUCUGCCCACCAAGCGGCGACGGGCCCUGCUGAGGGCUUCUGGGGUCCACCGCAUUGAUGCUGAAGAGAAGCAAGAACUUCGAGCCAUCCGCCUGUCACGGGAAGAAUGUGGUUGUGACUGCCGACUGUAUUGUGACCCAGAAGCGUGUGCCUGCAGCCAGGCUGGGAUUAAAUGCCAGGUGGAUCGCAUGUCCUUUCCAUGUGGCUGCUCCCGGGAUGGCUGUGGGAACAUGGCAGGGCGCAUUGAAUUUAAUCCAAUCCGGGUCCGGACUCAUUACCUCCACACCAUUAUGAAGCUGGAGCUGGAGAGCAAGCGGCAGGUGAGCCGCCCAGCAGCCCCAGAUGAGGAGCCCUCCCCCACUGCCAGUUGCAGCCUGACAGGAGCACAGGGCUCUGAGACCCAGGACUUCCAGGAGUUCAUUGCUGAGAAUGAGACAGCAGUGAUGCACCUGCAGAGUGCAGAGGAACUAGAACGGCUCAAGGCAGAAGAAGAUUCCAGUGGCUCUAGUGCCAGCCUGGACUCGAGCAUUGAGAGCCUGGGUGUGUGCAUCCUGGAGGAACCCCUGGCUGUCCCCGAAGAGCUGUGCCCAGGCCUUACAGCCCCCAUUCUCAUCCAGGCUCAGCUGCCCCCAGGCUCCUCUGUCCUGUGUUUUACCGAGAACUCAGACCACCCAACUGCCUCAGCGGUGAACAGCCCAUCCUACUUGAACAGUGGGCCCCUGGUCUAUUAUCAAGUGGAGCAGAGGCCAGUCUUGGGAGUGAAAGGAGAGCCUGGUACAGAAGAAGGCUCAGCCUCUUUCCCAAAGGAGAAGGAUCUGAAUGUCUUCUCUCUCCCUGUUACCUCACUGGUGGCUUGUAGCUCCACAGACCCAACUGCCCUCUGUAAAUCAGAGGUGGGGAAAACACCCACCCUAGAAGCGCUAUUGCCCGAAGAUUGUAACCCUGAGGAGCCUGAAAAUGAAGACUUCCGCCCUUCCUGGUCCCCCUCAAGCCUCCCCUUCCGCACGGACAAUGAAGAGGGCUGUGGGGUGGUGAAGACCUCCCAGCAGAAUGAGGAUCGGCCCCCUGAAGAUUCUUCCUUAGAACUCCCUCUGGCAGUGUGAUAGGGGCUAGAGGUCCUGCCUCUUACCCAUUCUCUAUUUAUUCCCUUAUUUUAUCUAACACCAUUUCAAAACAAAACUGUAGAAGCAGCUGCUGCUCCCAUGUUAUUUUAUUGGGGUCUUUGGGGAAUGGGUGGGAAAGGAUUGUUUGAGUAUUUUUUAAAAGGGAAACAGUACCAAGGAGACCAGCCCCAGCUUGAUCUGGGGAUCCUGGGGCAGAGAAAGCUGCAUAGUGCUGAACACUGAGCUUUCUGGGCCACUGGAACAAAGAACUAGGAUCUCACAGGAGAAGCUGGGUAACUCAAGCAGCUAGUCUUUCUGUAGGGACCAGAACACAAGAAUUUGAAGAACACGGCAAAGCUCCUUCUCUCCCAAGCCCCAGGCAGAGUACAAGCUCAUUUUUCUCGGUGGCUAUUCUGAUACCCCAUUUUGGUGUGUCAUAAUACUUCAGACUAGAAAGUCACCUGGUCGAGUCGCGGGAGGAGGGAGUGGAAGGGUCUCUGCUUCUGUACAAAAUCUCCAGGAUUUACAAAAAUUUAACCUGCCUUCCUUCAAUCCCCUAUUUGGUAAAUAGGUUAAUAUUUGACAUGUUUGGUGUUCUCCGACCUGUUCCCCACACUGGGGAUUCCUGGUCUGUAACUUGAAUUGUUUCUUCCACAUGUUCUUAAGUACUAGAGUUAAACUUGUCUAUGUCUUUUUUUCCCUCCAUCCUUUUUCCUUUGGAGAAAAAGAGCUGGAUUGGCUGGGGAUGUGCUAUAAAGAGCCUGAGCCUUCUGUACGUAUCUGAUACUAGCACUGUCAGGCAGCUUUCGGCUGGGGCUCACCCAUCCCACAGGAGGCCUAUGUGGAGCAUUAACUGGCCAAAGGAGGCAGUGGGAACAGGCUGCUUGCUAUUUGGAAAGAUGACAUAUUUGUGCUGUGCUUGUUUUUUCACCCAGGUUUUUCCCUCUUUGUGAGAUCUGAGCUUUAGUGGAAUGUAGGAUGUGGCAAUCUUAAGGUCACCAACCAGUUUUUGUUCUUUUUUUUCCUGUAUCUACCCUCAUGGUUGUUUUCAACAUACCAGGUUAGAGAGUUCUUACACUGUUCUAGUUCAAGUCCAAGAAUCGCAAAUGUUUAUUGGACCCUCCAUCUUGAUGAUGUAUAGAAAUUGGAAGCCACGCCAGUUCUUAAAUGCCACAUGCAAUUCCCAGAUUCCAAAGGAUUCAAGUUCUAAUUAUAACCUUUGAAGCAUAUAGAAUGGAACUCAUUCAGUUUGAUUCAGUUCUUACCUCUGAAUCAAAUACAUCAGGGGGAAUACGGUUCCUGUUCAUCCUAUGUUCUAAGAUCUCCAUUGAACAGCACUGAUUUCCUUUUAUUAGCAAUCUUUGCCUCUGUUCUAAAAUGGAGGCAGUAGGGAGCAAAACUAUUCUUCUCAAGCAUCCUUUACACCAUACAUUACUUCUGGUAUGGUUUAUUAACCACACACACAAAAGAGUGAAAAACUGUGUUGGGGGGAGACACUACUUAUCUUCCUCAUAAAGCCUUUUCUGUGGGAUAUUAAGGCCCUGGUGUCUUACAGAAACCAUGUAUGUUGCAGAAGCAUUUCACCCCUGAAGUCUCUAAACUCUGAGCCUGAAAGGAUUUGUAUUUAAUACACAUACAUUGUUUAGUUCAUUCUGCCUCUCCUAUUUGUUCCAGUGUUUGCUUGGUUUUAGUUUGGAGGGGAACUUAAGUACAUAAAUCCUUAUCUGUCCCCAUCCCCUAGCCUCAUGAGUUGAGAGUCUUAAGUACCUGAGAUCUCGAAGCUAUCCAGAACUGAACUAGACUCCCCUACCUUAGACUGGUACCCGCAAACACAGGACUGAAGCUUAAUUGGGAAUUUGGCUUUAUGGAGAAAAGAAUCUUUUUCAAAGUUUGUGUCAGAAGGGGAGGGUGAGGUCUGCACAUUGCCUCUGCAGGAAGGCUCCAGCUUCAUCUAGGAAGUAGAUUCCAGCUGCACGAUGAGGAACACGUUAGCUUUUGGGAUCAAAUCAGGAAUAUGAAUCUGUAAUUAUUAAGCUCAUUGCCAACCCAUAGGAUAAUUGAUGUUUCUGAAAACCUGUCGUUUCUUAAUCUAAGUCCAUCCCCUUCAUUAACUCUACAGUUGUGAUUCACACUGAUCCCAAACUUUUGAGUGCUAAAUAUUAACAUUUAGCAUUAACUGUCUUGUCAAGCAAAAGGCCUUCUCUACAACCUAGUCCAUCUCACUUCUGGUGCUACCUGAGUUGGACGGAAUUCUAGCUCACGGUUGCUAGGAAAGCUAGGCCUCUGAUCACAGAAGCAGACAGCUUCAGCCCCAGUCUAGGCCUAGAUAAAUGACUCUUCUCACCACAACUCUUACUAUUUUCCAAUUUCCUUUCUCACAUACUGUACACAGGUAGUAUUUUCAAUGUGAAUCCAAAGCUUGUCUGGUUCUCUGAAAAUAAUUUUCUCCCCUUUAGGUUCUUUACAUUGUGAUAAUGCUGUAUUUAAAGAGAAUAUUUAAAUGUAAUAUUAAAGAAAUAUUCAAAAGAA
Molecule: messenger RNA, 4725 nt
Organism: Mandrillus leucophaeus (drill)
Lineage: Eukaryota; Metazoa; Chordata; Mammalia; Primates; Cercopithecidae
Gene: CSRNP2
Product: cysteine-serine-rich nuclear protein 2
Exons: 6
Coding region: 565-2196 (543 amino acids)
Biological process (GO): regulation of transcription by RNA polymerase II
Cellular component (GO): nucleus
Molecular function (GO): DNA-binding transcription factor activity, RNA polymerase II-specific; sequence-specific DNA binding
Source: RefSeq, a predicted model, not a curated record